Pollicipes pollicipes is the source of this 1431-nucleotide messenger RNA. RefSeq names its product monocarboxylate transporter 9-like. Gene Ontology annotation, molecular function: monocarboxylic acid transmembrane transporter activity. NCBI's taxonomy places the organism in Eukaryota, Metazoa, Arthropoda, Thecostraca, Pollicipedomorpha, Pollicipedidae. The record is from RefSeq and is a predicted model, not a curated record. Gene Ontology annotation, biological process: monocarboxylic acid transport; transmembrane transport. Bases 1 to 1431 code for a protein of 476 amino acids. The transcript has 4 exons.
AUGACCGGCACCGAACACCGGGGUGACGAGGCGGCGGACGGAGACGGCACUCCCGACGACGCGCCACGCUGGGUGAUCGCCGGCGCGGCGGCGCUGCAGUUUGUGCUGGUCGGCGGCAUCCACAAGUCGUUCGGUCUGGUGCUGGCGGCGCUGGUGCAGCGCCACGGCUUCACCGCCGCGCAGGUGUCCAUCAUCCCGGCCACGUACCUUGCGGUCAGCUUUCUCGUGGCGCCGCUGUGCGGGGCCCUCUGCCGCCGGCUCUCCGAGCGGAGCGUGGCCGUGCUCGGCGGCCUGUGCUCCUCGAUGGGGCUCGCCCUCAGCGCGCUCACCAGCGACGUCCACCUCCUCUACCUUACCAACGGGCUCAUCUUCGGUCUAGGCCAGGGCUUCUCCAACGUGCCCGGCACCCUGCUUGUGACGCAGUACUUCGUGAAGCGACGUGGUCUGGCGAAUGCCAUCAUGGCGGCGGCGGCUGCCGUCGGUGGCGUGUUUUUCCCACUGCUGGUGCAGCUGCUGCUGGAGGAGUACGGAAUCAGCGGCACGUACCUGAUGCUGGGGGGCUUGCACAUGCACACGCUCGUCUCGGCGGCGCUGUACCGGCCGCUGGAGAAGCAGCGAAUGAUCAUGCGGCUGGACAGGAGGCGGUGCUCGAGGAGACUGAAGACGGCCGACAGGGCCAGCGCACCGAUCCAGGACGAAUGCAAGAAACAGGCGCUGGUUAACGGCAAUGACAACGGAGCUGGCGCCGUCGCCUCUCAGCCAAACGGCGCGACUCACGUGGGCCCGGCGGCCGCGGCGCUGGUGAGCCGCGCACACCUCGCGGCCUCGGUCGUGCAGCUUGACCCGCAGGACGAGCCCACCGCCCGCCGCUGGUCGACAGCCGGCGGCGAGCACACCAAGGCGGCCGAACAGGAACUGAGCGUGCUGCUCUUCUCCGCCGGACUGCCGCACGUCUGCCUGCUGGUGCCUCGCUUCGGCCUCGAGAUCGGCAUCAGCCGAGGCCGCACUGCCAACAUGAUCGCCACCGUGGCGCCCAUCGACAUCCUCAGCCGGCUGUCCCUCGGCCUGCUGCUCGAUCGCAACCUCUUCCACAAGCGGUACGGCUUCUUCAUCACCUGCCUGGUGGGCGGAGCGGGCAUUCUUGCGCUGGUGUUCGUUCGCACGUACGCCGGUCUGUACGUCGCCUGCACGUUCGUCUACGCCGGCAUCGGCUUCUUCUUCGUGGUGAUGCCGGUGAUGUACGCCGAAUACUACGGCGUGGAGCGCCUCUCGUCCACGCUCACCAUGUCCAACAUGUUCUCGGGCGUGGCUAACCUGGUGGCGCAGCCGCUGUGUGGUUUGCUGCGGGACUCGACCGGCUCGUUCCGACCCGUGUUCGGCGUGCUGGCGGCGUGCAUGCUGACGGAGCACGCCUCGUACCAUGACUUCUAG